Suillus bovinus is the source of this 1332-nucleotide messenger RNA. Its product is annotated as scamp family-domain-containing protein. Bases 393 to 1169 code for a protein of 258 amino acids. Gene Ontology annotation, biological process: protein transport. Gene Ontology annotation, cellular component: trans-Golgi network membrane; recycling endosome membrane. Lineage: Eukaryota; Fungi; Basidiomycota; Agaricomycetes; Boletales; Suillaceae. The record is from RefSeq and is a predicted model, not a curated record. The transcript has 10 exons.
CCUUUGUAUAACCAGAUUAAUGGAUUCAUUUCCCACGUCGGCAGAACGUUGUCCUUCCAAUUGUUCCACAUGCCUCGCGCGCAUACUGGGUACAGGCUUAACUUCUGGUUGUGACCACAUGGUGGGGCUAAUGAAAUUUUGCUGUAAGAUCAUCAUUUCAUUAGCAGAAAAUUUUCGAUGAGUUCUCCGCAGCGGUGCUGCAUAUACUUGUUGGCCGCUUAAAUGUCCCGUGGAUGAUCAAAAAAAAAAUAUUAUCUUCUCACAAAGGGGUUAUCCCGGCACAUUCCGGCGUUGUUGUGUCAAGUCAUUCUUCCACGACGGACGGUUACUUUCAGGAACAUAGCUAAAGCGAAAUAGCGCUCUAGUACACCAGCAAAAGAAUCUCCCAAGUCAUGAGUGAAUUUACUGAAAACCCUUUUGCCUCAAGCCAUUCGCUUGACACGAAUCCCUUUGACGACCCAUCUUCAAAACAGGCUGCGCAACAGGACGCCAGUUUUGAGGAUAUUCGCAGACGAGAACGAGACUUAGAAAGACGUGAACGCGAACUAAACCAGAGAGCAGAGCAAAUUCGGACCCAUGGACGCAACAAUUGGCCACCCUUUUAUCCCCUUAUUUACCAUGCCAUCUCUGAAGAGAUUCCAGAGGCUUCAAGACCUUUGAUCACUCGCCUGUACCAGCUCUGGCUUGUCCUUUUGGCAACCCUAAUCAUAAACAUGGUGGCUUGCAUAUGUCUUCUAAUUGCUGGUUCAAGCGACGGCGGAAAGGACCUCGGUGGAAGUAUAGGGUACAUGUUCAUUAUCGCGCCUCUGUCGUUCUUGUUGUGGUAUAGGCCCAUAUAUAAUGGUUAUAUGAAGGAGCAAGCGCUUUACUACUACUUCUAUUUCUUCUUCGGUGGCUUUCACCUUCUCUUCAGCGUUUACAUGAUCAUCGGGAUUCCCAGUACAGGGUCUGCAGGACUAAUUCAGACGAUUCAGAUGUACGCGCAAGGCCACUGGGCUGCUGGUAUUCUUGGCACAAUCGCCACAGUUGGCUGGACGGUGCAAGGAUUAGGAAAUGCUUUCUAUUACCGUCAGAUAUGGAACCAUCACUCAGCUGCCGGACACACCAUGGACAAGGCUAAAGCGGAGCUGGCUUCUCAUGGCGCGAAGGCUUAUUUCACGCGAGGCUGAUUAUCAUGCUUCCUUCUCGAAUAGUACUUACCUGAUCAUGUGGCAAAUGGGUGCAUGUACUACUUACCUCUCCGAUCACGAACUCUUGUACAAAUCUGAGCUAUGAUCACUGCACAAUGGACGGUCUUGAUUGAUCGGAUCAAUGACACAAUUUGUGAAACAA